ACGGCGGGGUGCUGGUCCGGGGCGGCUGAAGGAGAAAAGGAGACGCGGGCGAGAAAAUUAUAAAUACAGUACGCCGACCGCCAAUUACCGCCCGCCAGCGUCUCCGCGGCCCACGGGCCCCGACGCACGCGCGCGCACGCGGACCCUGAGCCGGGCGGGGGCGGGAAGGGGCGUGGCCGGCCGCGGCGGGGGCGGGGCCUGGGCGGCGGCGGCGCCAGCGGGGACCCGGCACCUGGGACUGUUGUUCUCCGUGCUGGGACUGCCGCAGUCCGUGCGCCCCGAGACCGGAGCCGGGCGGCCGGGGCGCGGACAGCCGCUAACCAGCCCGCUCCCGCGUGCCCGGGGCUGCCUGCGGUCGGCCCCCGAUGCCCUGCCCUGAAGAGGGGGCAGCGGGACCCUGGUGAGCGCGCCUUCAGCCCCCCGCAACUCGGCGUCUUCGCGGGCCCCCCAGGCCCGCGCACCCCGUCGCUGUGCCAUGGCUGAGAAGGCGGAGGGGGACAUGAACUCUAACGUGCUCCACGCCCCCCCGUACCACACCGGGGACCCGCAGCUCGACACGGCCAUCGGGCAGUGGCUCCGGUGGGAUAAGAAUCCCAAAACAAAAGAGCAGAUUGAAAAUCUGUUGCGGAAUGGGAUGAAUAAGGAGCUGAGAGAUCGUCUCUGUUGCCGUAUGACUUUUGGAACUGCAGGGCUUCGCUCAGCUAUGGGGGCAGGAUUUUGCUAUAUUAACGACCUAACAGUUAUACAGUCGACUCAGGGCAUGUACCAGUACCUGGAGAGAUGCUUUUCGGAUUUCAAGCAGAGAGGCUUUGUCGUUGGGUACGACACCCGGGGCCAAGUGACGAGCAGCUGCAGCAGCCAAAGACUUGCUAAGCUCACUGCUGCUGUCUUACUGGCCAAAGAUGUUCCUGUGUACCUUUUUUCAAGAUACGUUCCUACACCUUUUGUACCGUAUGCAGUCCAGGAGCUCAGAGCAGUUGCCGGCGUGAUGAUCACGGCAUCCCACAACCGCAAAGAAGACAAUGGGUACAAGGUUUAUUGGGAAACCGGCACCCAGAUCACAUCUCCUCAUGACAAAGAAAUUUUGAAGUGUAUAGAAGAAUGUGUGGAACCCUGGAAUGGGUCCUGGAAUGAUAAUUUAGUGGACACCAGUCCCCUGAAGAGAGAUCCUUUGCAGGACAUCUGCAGGAAGUACAUGGAAGAUCUGAAAAAGAUCUGCUUCUACAGAGAGUUGAAUUCAAAGACGACCUUGAAGUUUGUCCAUACAUCUUUCCACGGGGUUGGGCAUGACUACGUGCAGUUGGCUUUUCAAGCAUUUGGUUUUAAGCCUCCAAUUCCAGUACCAGAACAAAAGGAUCCUGACCCAGACUUCCCUACGGUUAAAUGCCCAAAUCCUGAGGAAGGAGAAUCUGUGCUGGAACUUUCUCUGAGACUGGCAGAGAAAGAAAAUGCCCGGAUAGUGCUAGCCACAGAUCCUGAUGCAGACCGACUGGCAGUGGCAGAACUCCAGGAGAAUGGUCAUUGGAAAGUUUUCACAGGGAACGAAUUGGCCGCUUUGUUUGGGUGGUGGAUGUUUGAUUGCUGGAAGAAAAAUAAGUCCAGAAUUGCUGAUGUGAAGAACAUUUAUAUGCUGGCCACGACAGUCUCGUCUAAAAUUCUGAGAGCAAUUGCACUUAAGGAAGGAUUUCAUUUUGAAGAAACAUUACCAGGUUUUAAAUGGAUUGGAAGUAGAAUAAAAGACCUCCUGGAAAAUGGGAAAGAAGUUCUUUUUGCAUUUGAAGAAUCUAUUGGUUUUCAGUGUGGAACCUCGGUUUUGGAUAAAGAUGGGGUGAGUGCAGCUGCCGUCAUUGCUGAGAUGGCAUCUUACCUGGAAACCACGAACACAACCUUGACACAGCAGCUGGUUAGGGUUUACAAGAAGUAUGGCUAUCACAUUUCGAAAACUUCGUAUUUCUUGUGUUAUGAUCCAACUACCAUCAAAAGUAUAUUUGAAAGACUGCGUAAUUUUGAUUCUCCAAAAGAAUACCCAAAACUUUGCGGGCCAUUUGCAAUAUUGCAUAUACGGGACAUUACCACCGGAUACGACAGCAGCCAACCUGAUAAGAAAUCAGUGCUGCCUGUGAGUAAAAACAGCCAGAUGAUCACUUUCACUUUUCAAAACGGCUGUGUUGCUACUCUGCGCACGAGUGGGACAGAACCAAAGAUCAAGUAUUAUGCGGAGAUGUGCGCAUCACCAGACCAGAGUGAUACUGCCUUACUAGAAGAGGAAUUGAAGAAACUCAUUGACGCUCUCAUCGAGAAUUUUCUUGAGCCCAGCAAAAAUGGACUGUCCUGGCGUUCUGUUUAAUGUUAACGGUGGCGGUACUUUGCCCUGGCACGUGGCACAGAGCAAGCAGAAACUCUGGAAAGUGAACUUGUGUUAGCAUCCUCUUCUUCAUCUAUACAAGUGUCUGUUUCCUUUGAUUUUUAUUUCUUUUUGGUUGGCUGACUAAACAGACUGCGUAUUUGAAAUAAUGUGGUCUGCAGUGAAAGAAUUCAUUAUUUUCCCAAUAGUCAUUUGAGCAAAAGUCACUGCAUUAAGAGUAUUAUGGUAGCACAUCUUUCCUCCUUCCACAGAAACCAAACAGUAGCAAAAGUGGGUUCUCGUAUUAAAGUAUGAUUAAGCUUACAUCCAUGUUCUUAUCAUUGUUUAUAGCACGGUUUAAAAAAAAGAUCAAUGUUAUAGUUAUAUAGUUAAGGAAUUUAGUCUAUAAAAAUGGACAAAUAAGUGAUACUGUUCCCAUUUCACUGUAUAAAAGUGUUAUUGUUUGCAUCGCAAGUGUUAAUUUACAGAUUGUAGUAUUUGAAUUAGGGUAGUUAGCAUUUCUAGCUUAGGGCACACUAUGAUACAUGGUGUCAGUAUACUCUCUUGCAGGUGCUCUUGGUUUAGUGUAAGUGUCUCAUAUGUGCUGAACAAUAUUCAAAUGUGUGCAUUUAAAAUUCUGAUGUUUCCUGAACAUGAAACAGCAGUGGCACCUCCUUAGUGGCUUUGUUCUUGUCAAAUUUCUCAGUGCCUUCUUAGGGCCUGGUGUGAAUCCAAACAGUGUUCCAGUGGUGAAUCUAAUUUAACCAGUUAAUUGUCAGACAGCUAAGGAAAAUCUUUCAGACUAUAUGGUGCUUCCCCACCAUAACAGAUUUAUUGAUUUUAAAAUCAUAAGUAUAAAUUUUUUUAAAAAAUCUUAAAGUAGGCUUGGUCCUGAAAGAUAGUAUAGGAGGUAAGAUACUAGCCUUGCAUAUAACCAACUCUGAUUCAAUCUCCAGUAAGGGUUACACCUGAGUGCUGAGCCAGGAGUAGUCCCUGAGCACCACAGGGUGUGACCCCAAAUGAAUAAAUAAAAUCAGCUCAAGGUAACUGUAGUUAAGACUUUUCAUAAUAGAAUUAAGUGUCACUUAUCAUAAAUUUUGAGGAAAAAAAUCUGAACAGAAAGAAAGCUCUGAGUUUAUAAAGAGUCUGACUUUUCAGGGGCUGGAGAAAUGAUACAGGGGUUAAAACACUUCCCUUGCACAUGGCUGCCCCUGAUUCAGUCUCUGGCACCGUAUAUGGUCCCCUAAGUACUACCAGGGAUGGUCCCUGAGCACAGAACCAGGAGUAAGCCCUGAGCACCAUUAGGUGUGGCCUCCUAACAAAAGCAAAACCAAACAAAAAUCUAACUUUCGAAUGACAGUGUAUAAGUGUAUUUAUUCCUCUAUUAGAUGAAGUGAUGGCAGGUUUACUAAAAAAUGAAACUAACAGAUUUAAGGUGUUAUAAACACCAACACUGCAUGUUCUAACUUUAAAGCCCAGUUUAGUAUCUUUCAGGUUGGUGUAGAAUUUCAGAUGAGUAAAGUACAUUCUGUACUGUAUAGCUCACAAAAUAUUUCUUCUGAUAUAGUUAAGAGGCAAUAAUAACAAGGCCUUGGGUGUAAUCAUACUGAAAAAAUUGCCUAUGGAGGAUAACUAAUAUUCGAGAAUUUAUUUUCUAACAAGUAAUAAAGUGUUAAUGGUUUCAGAUAUUUUAAAACCAUAAUUUUAUUAGUGGCAGCUAUCAACUAACCUGCGUAGAACCCAUAUAAUCCAAAUAUAGUUUUUAAUUGAUUAUAUUACCACUAUUGUUAAUGUGUUCAUUCCUUCCCUGCCAUCUGAUAGCAGGAUCAUGUAUAACUAUAUUUGACUCUAUUUAGGUAAUAGUGUUCACUAAAUGUAGAACAUAUUUCUGAAUGAGUUUGCUUCCAAAGGUUUUGCACUGAAGAAGAAACAGGUAGAAUUUUUUUUUUAUGUAUUAGCUUUUAGGACUGUGGAUUAUAAUUUAGUAAAUGGUCUAUAUGAACAAUACUAUAUAUAAAAAUAUGUAUGUCCGGUUUUAGUGUCUAUGAAACAGUAACUAAAGAGUAAAAUGGAGCUAAAACCAUAUAAUAACCCAUUCAGACUUAACCAAAGCCAGGUCAUGACUGUUGUUCUGUCUUAUAAAGACAACACCUUUAUUUGAAUGCUUUGAUAGAACGUUAACACUGAAGUCAUUCAGUGUUCAAGGUGAAACAGUAUUAAAAACAUAAAUACUUAACUCAAAAAUUCUAAAGUCCAGAGUUAAAAUGAACAGAAUGUUAUUGGUGUUCCCAAAGUGGAUACAUGUAGGAAAUCAUUUGGGUCCAGCCAUGGUGUCUACCCUGUCUUUAACGUGACACUUGCCUACACCCACCUACCAGAUACCUUGAUAUAACCUGAGACUACCAGGAGAAAGAGCUACUAGCCAGAAAGUUUCACUUUGGCCUAUGCAUUGAUUAUCUUUUUCUUUAAGAACAAUAUCAUGGAAAGAAUCCAUUCUUACUGAGCAUAUAAACCAAAACUGGGAUUUUCUGCAGCCUGCGGCGGGGGGGGGGGGGGGUGCAGCAGGGAAAGAAUUAGUGGGACAAGAGUAAAGCAUCCCUGAGAAAGAAAUGAACCAAAAAUAGAAAGGGCAGUCGGUCAGUAAGGUCGCACAGGAAAUGCUCCUGUGAAGGGAAAAUUUCCUACCCCAGAUCCAGAGAAUAAACUGGCUCUGGGCAAAUUGUUUCCAUUUGCCUACAUAUUAUUGUGAUAAAUGGGCCCUCAAACUAUUGUCUUCCUUUGUUAACGGCCACUAAAAAAGAGGUUAGUUUUCAGGAAGUGAGAAAAAGUACUCCUCUUACUGAUUCAGUUCCUAAUAGGGUAGUCUAUCUUAGGGUCAGGUGGAACUGGCGAGAGGAUAUAGCAAAGAUAACACAAGAUAGAUAAAAAUAAGACCUGUAAGGAAAAAAAAAUCGAGGUCACUGAACUCCAGUGGAGAAACCUGUUGAGAUUGUUUAAGAAAGCUGUUAUUGAGAGUUUCGUUGAAGAACUCAUAAAAAGAAGAUGACAAAUUUUACUCUGUAUCCAGUGAAGACAGAAUAAAAGAAUUAGACAAAACAAAAAUUUAAAUGAGAAAUAUUAAUGGUAGGGGCUAGGGCAAUAGCAUAGCGAGUAGAGCACUGGUCUUGCAUAUAGUGUACCUGGGUUGGACUCUCAGCACCCCACAUGAUCCCCUAAGCCCCUCAGGAGCCAUCACUGAGUACAGAGCCACAAGGAAGCCUGGAGCACUGCUGAGUGUGGCCCCAAAACCACACACAGAAAAAAUUUAAUAGAGUAAAUGGCUUUUAAAUUUUUCCUCCCAAUAUGUGUUCUUUCAAAACUCAGGCUGGAACAAAGAUGUUAUGUUAAAGAGCACUUAAAGCAGCAUUUGAGUUCCACUUCAUAUCAGGAAGGUUUAGCUCACAAGAUAGUUUUGUACAUGCUGUAUAGUAGAUAUGAGUGUAGCAGACAAAGGCCUGCUUGGAUGUUAUUUUUUUUUUUUUUUUUUUUUUUUUUUUUUUUUUCUUUUUGGGUCACACCUGGCGAUGCACAGGGGUUACUCCUGGCUCUGCACUCAGGAAUUACCCCUGGCCGUGCUCAGGGGACCAUAUGGGAUGCUGGGAUUUGAACCCGGGUCGGCCGCGUGCAAGGCAAACGCCCUACCCGCUGUGCUAUCGCUCCAGCCCCUUGGAUGUUAUUUUUAAUUUAUCCUGGCAAAUUAAGUGAGACUUGAACACUGUUUUGUUCAUCUUAAAGGAUCUGUAUAGCUUUAUUGGGCAUUUGAGGAAUUUGUUUAAGAUAUAAAGUAUUGGUUUUUGGAUGUAGUUACUUCAAGCAGAGGUUCUAAGACUGAAUUUUUUGGAAAAUCUUUGUAUAAGAAGUAGAAUUCCUACAUCUUAAGCUUCCAAAAUUGAUGCAACAAAGAUACUCAGUGGCGUUGAAUGGAGAUGAGCUGCUGCUAUUGGUAUUUAUCUCAGAUAUUUUCCAUUGACGUGCGUGAUGUUCAAGAAAUCCAAAUUCCAAUUACAUAAAUUUAAUUUUUUGCCUUUUUCUCUCUACCUCCCUCUUUGCCUAGGUGACCCCACUUUUUGUUACUGUGAAAACUUUUGUCCUAUUACCUCAUAAAGAAGAAAUCUUUACUGGAUUCAUUCAGAAUGCUUUAAACUAUGUUCGUGUAUAGACUCCUGGUUCUUCUGUUAUUGUUGUGAGAUUAUUUAAGACAUUGUAGGAAAUAAUUUCAAAUACACUGUUCUGGAUACUACCAUAUGUUAAUUUAUUAUGGGCUUUUAUAAUUUACCUGUUUCCUGAAAUUUCUGUAGGAACUGAUGAGGAAAGAGUCCUAUUAACCAAAAUGAAUGGCUGGUUGGGCUAGCAUACUUGGGGCACCGGAGCACAAGAUAUGAGGAAAUCUUCUUUCAUGAAAUUUGUCCCUUAAGUCUUAAUUACAAAAACAAGAGUCUUUAAAAUGUUAGUGUUUAUCAUUGAUUACUUUGAAUUACUUUCUAUACUAUUCUAGUCUCUAAGCCACCUCUUCUCUUUGGUAAUUCAUAACUAGGAACUCAAAGAGAGCAUACAUAAGUACAGUGCCCAAGAUCAGGGCGAAAGUGACAUCUCUCAAUUUUGUGUCAGAUUUUUCCGCCUGCCUCCCCCUGAAGCGAAGGAGCAUGACUUAACGAGGUGAUGAGGGGGGCCGAUAGUGACAUCAGAGGUGUCUCUCUUUCACAGGACAAUUUCGGUUGACUUAGAAAUACAACUGGCUUUUACAUUCUCCAGAAGAAUGGCUUCGUAGCAAAAUGAUGCCUCAGUCUCCCUUAAGACAGAUGUUUUCAGGGCUGGAGUGAUAGUACAGCGGCUAGGGCAUUUGCCUUGCACACUGCCCAGCCCGGGUUCAAUCCCCGGCAUCCCAUAUGGUCCCCCAAGCAUCGCCAGGAGUAAUUCCUGAGUGCAGAGUCAAGAGUAACCCCUGAACAUCACUGGGUGUUACCCAAAAAAGAAAAAAAAAGAUGUUUUCAAACAGGAACCCAGUGUUUGUCACAGGGCCUCUUAGUUUUCUUUCCCACGCACCCUUCAGUUGAUGCGUAUCCCAGGAAGAACACUGAUCUUCAGGUGAGAAGGAGAAAUGGCAGUAUCUAGGAUAGCCCCUGCUCUUUAAAAGUUGACCUUCGAAAGUACAAACAGGCUACAAUCAACCCUUAUAGUAUACCAUCAGAGGCAUCGGUCAGUCUGUUCUCUUGUAUGUACUGGCAUUCCUUGAAGCAGGAUACCGACUCUCAGCUCCCUGAGAGGAGGGAACAAAGCUUACUAUGCAUAUUCAGACCACUUACUACACCAGUAGUGUUACGAGAGUGCUUAAUUGGUUGCAGCAAGAACAAGGGACUUCAUUAAAGCCAAUGGUUUAAGAACCAACCCAAACAUAAAUUUUCUAAUUCAGCUUUAUAAAAGCAAUUCUCAUUACUAAAAUUUACAGCAAAUAAUAUUUAUGAAGCACUCCCACUUUAAAUACUCAUUUAUCUUUGACAACAACUGAACAUAUUCCUUUCUAGAAAUUGUGUGCAGUGCCUAGUAUUUAACACACAAAGCAAGGCAUUGGCCAAGAAGGCUUGGGAAGGAAAAAGGUGAACCUCAGAUCACUAGUAAAAGUGCCAUUUUGAGCCUGCUAGUGUUGCCUUCAUAGCGAGUCACGACUAAUUUGAUAUUAUUGGGUAUAUUUUUGUCCAGUGUUAUGACUCAUCACAUCUUUUAAGAGCUCCUCUAACAGCAGUCUGCAUCUCUACGGUGAGGCCUUCUCGGCUAAAAUGAACAGUUUCUACAUCAUUGAAUAUGCCAGAUGAAAUAUGUGCAGUUAAGAAUUAAUUGUUUUAAUAUAUAUCAGUAGUGCAAAAUUGUGCCCUUAUUUUAGUUGUUUCUGUCAACAUCUCAUUUUUUUUCCCUAUGAAAACACCAGGAUGUGUAACAUAAGCACUGCCUGUGAGAAUUUGCACUUUAAGUAUCUGUGUGAAUUUCUUGUGGUUUUAGCCAAGUGAAGUAUUAUCAGUAAUAAACAGGUCUCUUCAUA
Molecule: messenger RNA, 8417 nt
Organism: Sorex araneus (European shrew)
Lineage: Eukaryota; Metazoa; Chordata; Mammalia; Eulipotyphla; Soricidae
Gene: PGM2L1
Product: phosphoglucomutase 2 like 1
Exons: 14
Coding region: 476-2347 (623 amino acids)
Biological process (GO): carbohydrate metabolic process
Molecular function (GO): intramolecular phosphotransferase activity; glucose-1,6-bisphosphate synthase activity
Source: RefSeq, a predicted model, not a curated record